Molecule: messenger RNA, 722 nt
Organism: Nymphaea colorata (pocket water lily)
Lineage: Eukaryota; Viridiplantae; Streptophyta; Magnoliopsida; Nymphaeales; Nymphaeaceae
Product: 60S ribosomal protein L6, mitochondrial
Exons: 2
Coding region: 172-489 (105 amino acids)
Biological process (GO): translation
Cellular component (GO): ribosome
Molecular function (GO): rRNA binding; structural constituent of ribosome
Source: RefSeq, a predicted model, not a curated record
GCCGGUUUCUCUCUUCUUUUCAAACCGGGAGGGUUUGAGAGAGUGAGGGAGAGAGAGCGGGAGAGGGACAAAGAGAGACAACGAGCGGGAAGAGACGAGGGAGGAAGGGAACAGACGAGGGAUAGAGAGAUAGAGGAGAAGAGGGACGGGAGUGGAGUGUGCUCAGGGAAGAUGUCAAUGUUGGAGGCAAAAUUCUUCAAGUUCCUUAAGAUUGUUGGAGUGGGAUUCAAGGCAAGAGCUGAAGCCGAAGGCCGUCUACUAUAUCUUAAAUUAGGCUACAGUCAUGAGGUGGAAUUGACAGUGCCACCAGCUGUACGUGUCUUCUGUUUCAAACCUAAUGUAAUCUGCUGUACUGGGAUUCAUAAGCAGAGGGUAUCUCAGUUUGCUGCUUCUGUUCGCAGUUGUAAGCCCCCAGAAGUAUACAAAGGCAAGGGAAUCAUGUAUGUCGAUGAGGUCAUAAAGAAAAAGCCUGGGAAGAAAUCCAAGUAAUACUGAAAUCUAUCUCUCUAUCUGAACAUUUCUAGGUUGUUCAGAGAGGUAGUUAUCAUUCGCUAAGGCAGCAGUCUUUGGGGGCUCCUUUCUUCUUUGCUUAUUUAUCGUGGACAUGUCACUUGGGCCUCAUCUAAAGAACGCUCCUUCAUUUGGACACUCUUCUGAUUAGUUGGUGCCUUCAUCCGCAAAUAAUUUUUAACAUAAGCCUGUUGCUAGCUGCCUAUUUUCUA